AUGUGUCGUCUACAACAACAUCCCAGGCGCCCUUCGUAUGCGCAAGAUGCCAGAGGACCGCCUUUCGGAGGGCAACAUACCAUAACACCACUCCGGCGACAGGAGGCAUCUGCAACCGAGCCACCUCCACCGCAACGAGAGUCCAUCCUACCACAAACCCACUUCGACUUCUUCCCCAACACCUUCCCUAACGGACCACCCCCCAAGUCACCCUUCACACCGGACCUCCAAGCCUUGCGACGCGAAUUCCUACAGAUACAAGCCAAGUCGCACCCUGACAUGGCCCCAGCGAACCAGAAACGGCAAGCAGAAGCCCUCAGCUCCCGCGUCAACGAAGCCUACAAAGCGAUCCAGGACCCACUGAAGCGCGCACAGUACCUACUAUCACUGCGCGGCAUAGACGUGGAAGACGAGAGCGCGAAGCUAGCAGAGAACGAGCUGCUGAUGGAGGUCAUGGAGGCGCGGGAGGCGGUGGACGAGGUGGAGAGCGAGGAAGAGCUGGGCAGUAUACGAGACGAGAAUAAUGCGCGGAUAGGGCAGAGCGUGGAGGUAUUGGAGAAGGCUUUUGCAAAGGAUGAGAUGGAGCGGGCUGCGCAAGAGGCGAUACGAUUACGGUAUUGGAUGAAUAUUGAGGAGAGUAUACAUGGGUGGGAGAAGGGGAAGGGUGGUGGGGUGAUUCAUCAUUGA
Messenger RNA from Saxophila tyrrhenica, 687 nucleotides. It is a transcript of the gene JAC1, whose product is annotated as molecular chaperone. Gene Ontology annotation, molecular function: ATPase activator activity; protein-folding chaperone binding. The coding region runs from base 1 to 687 and encodes 228 amino acids. The record is from RefSeq and is a predicted model, not a curated record. Gene Ontology annotation, biological process: protein complex oligomerization; [2Fe-2S] cluster assembly. Gene Ontology annotation, cellular component: mitochondrion. NCBI's taxonomy places the organism in Eukaryota, Fungi, Ascomycota, Dothideomycetes, Mycosphaerellales, Extremaceae. The transcript has 2 exons.